UAUACACACGAUGCACCUGUCUUUUUUCAGGUCCGGCCGGUAUUUGCCCCCAGGACCAGCAGAGGGCGGCCCGGAUUGGCUCCACGCGUGCUUUCCACCCCAGCCCGGCCGGACUCAGAGCAGCACAGAGAAUCCCGGGGUAGCGGCCACCUCGUUCUCAGACCAGCAGCGGGGUGGGAGGAGCAGUCCCGCCCCCAGCCCGAGCCCCAGGCACCUGCAGCGCGCGGAAGGCGCAGGGGACGCACGGAGCGCCUGGCUCUGACGCUCUCCUGCCGGCACCUCCUCCCCAUACCUGAGUGGGGAGCGGCGGAGCUUAGCUACCGCCUCCUCCUCCUCCUCCUCCUCCAUCUCUCCCUCCUCCUUCCCCUCCUCCUCUGCUGCUCCUCCCAACCUUAGCCCUAACUCCAACCUGGCUGCCGUCCGAGUAAAGGUCGCUCCGGAGGAAAAAAAGAGCCAGGAAACAGAGCCUCGGCAGAACAAGGAGGGGAAAGUGGGAGGGUGAUUUAAAAAAAAAAAGAAAGAAAGAAGGAAAAACUCUUUUUAAGCGCAGGAAGAUGGCGCCAGACCGGCAGCGGCUGGUGUGAGAGCCACUCGGGACAGCAAGCAGCACCGGGAGCCGGGGAUUGCCCUGGAGAGAGGGGCCGGAUCGCUGAAGCUAGGGCUGAGCUUCCAGACGCGCCUCCGGGCUCGUCUGCUGCGCGGGCUGGGUCAUGUCGGUCAGCGAGCUCUAUAGCCAGUUCACAAGGGUUUGGAUCCCUGAUCCUGAUGAAGUGUGGCGAUCAGCAGAGAUAGUCAAGGACUACAAGGAUGGUGAGAAGGUUCUCCAUCUUAAACUUGAAGAUGAAACUAUCCAAGAAUACCCGAUUGAUCUCAAUAGCAACCAACUCCCCUUCUUACGAAAUCCAGAUAUCCUGGUGGGAGAAAAUGACCUAACAGCUCUUAGUUAUCUUCAUGAACCUGCAGUUUUGCAUAAUUUAAAAGUUCGUUUCUUGGAGUCGAACCAUAUCUACACUUAUUGUGGUAUUGUGCUUGUUGCCAUCAACCCCUAUGAGCAGUUGCCAAUCUAUGGACAAGAUGUCAUAUAUGCCUAUAGUGGCCAAAACAUGGGAGACAUAGAUCCUCACAUCUUUGCAGUGGCAGAAGAAGCCUACAAGCAGAUGGCCAGAGAUGAAAAGAACCAGUCCAUCAUAGUAAGUGGGGAAUCAGGAGCCGGAAAGACAGUGUCAGCUAAAUAUGCCAUGAGAUAUUUUGCCACAGUUGGGGGCUCUGCCAGUGAAACCAACAUUGAAGAAAAAGUCCUUGCAUCUAGCCCCAUCAUGGAGGCCAUUGGAAAUGCUAAAACCACUCGAAAUGACAAUAGUAGUCGCUUUGGAAAGUAUAUCCAGAUUGGAUUUGAUAAGAGACAUCACAUCAUUGGAGCCAACAUGAGGACCUACCUAUUGGAAAAGUCCAGGGUUGUCUUUCAGGCAGAUGAAGAAAGGAAUUAUCACAUCUUCUAUCAGCUCUGUGCAGCAGCCAGCCUUCCAGAGUUUAAAGAGCUUGCACUUACAUGUGCCGAAGACUUUUUCUAUGUCUCUCAGGGAAGAGACACAUCUAUUGAUGGUGUGGAUGAUGCAGAAGAUUUUGAGAAAACCAGACAGGCCUUUACUCUUCUUGGGGUGAGAGAGUCCCAUCAGAUAAGUAUCUUUAAGAUAAUUGCUUCUAUACUGCACCUUGGAAAUGUGGAGAUUCAAGCUGAACGUGAUGGAGAGUCCUGUAGCAUAUCACCCCAAGAUGAACACCUCGGGAAUUUUUGUACAUUGCUGGGGGUUGAGCACAGUCAGAUGCAGCAUUGGCUAUGUCAUCGAAAACUAGUCACCACCUCUGAGACCUAUGUCAAGACCAUGUCACUGCAGCAGGUGGUCAAUGCCAGGAAUGCCCUGGCUAAACACAUCUAUGCCCAGCUGUUCAACUGGAUCGUGGGGCAAGUCAAUAAAGCUCUACACACUGCCCUCAAGCAGCACUCCUUCAUUGGCGUUCUCGACAUCUAUGGAUUUGAAACUUUUGAGGUGAAUAGUUUUGAACAGUUUUGUAUCAACUAUGCAAAUGAAAAACUCCAGCAGCAAUUCAAUUGGCAUGUCUUCAAACUGGAGCAAGAAGAAUAUAUGAAGGAGCAAAUCCCAUGGACCUUGAUUGAUUUUUAUGAUAACCAGCCUUGCAUUGACCUGAUAGAAGCUAAACUUGGCAUCUUGGAUCUGUUGGAUGAGGAAUGCAAGGUUCCCAAAGGCACGGAUCAGAAUUGGGCUCAAAAAUUGUAUGACCGGCAUUCCAGCAGCCAGCACUUUCAGAAACCCAGAAUGUCCAAUACCUCUUUCAUUGUCUUACAUUUUGCAGAUAAGGUGGAGUACCACUCCGAUGGAUUUCUUGAAAAAAACAGAGACACUGUGUAUGAAGAACAAAUCAACAUCCUGAAAGCCAGCAAGUUUCCACUAGUGGCUGACUUAUUCCAAGAUGAUAAAGACACAGUAUCUGCUACUUCUUCAUCUGGGAAAGGGACAUCUUCAAAAAUCAGUAUUCGCUCUGCUAGACCUCCCAUUAAAGCUGCCAACAAGGAGCACAAGAAAACUGUGGGGCAUCAGUUCCGUACCUCCCUGAACCUGCUCAUGGAGACACUGAAUGCCACAACACCCCACUAUGUCCGCUGUAUCAAGCCAAAUGAUGAAAAGCUUCCCUUCCACUUUGAUCCAAAAAGAGCAGUCCAGCAACUCAGAGCCUGUGGGGUACUGGAAACCAUCCGUAUCAGUGCAGCUGGCUAUCCAUCCAGGUGGACCUAUCAUGACUUCUUCAACAGAUACAGAGUACUCAUUAAAAAGAGAGAGCUCUCCAACACUGACAAAAAAGUCAUCUGUAAAAAUGUCCUGGAGAGCCUUAUCAAGGACCCUGAUGCAUUCCAGUUUGGCCGCACCAAAAUCUUUUUCCGGGCAGGCCAGGUAGCAUACCUGGAAAAACUUCGGGCAGACAAAGUCCGGGCAGCCACCAUCAUGAUCCAAAAAACUGUGAGGGGCUGGCUACAGAAAGUGAAGUAUCGCAGGUUGCGAGGGGCUACCUUAACUCUGCAGAGGCACACUCGGGGUUACCUUGCACGCAGGUUGGCUGAGCUUUUACGGAAAACCAAGGCAGCCAUUGUCAUCCAGAAACAGUAUCGGAUGCAAAUGGUCCGUCAAGCCUAUAAAAGGAUCUACAGAGCUACGGUCACUAUCCAGGCCUUUACCCGAGGCAUGUUUGUACGGAGAGCCUACCGCCAGAUGCUGUUGGAACACAAGGUCACCAAGAUCCAGAAACAUGCCCGGGGUUGGAUGGCCAGGAGGAGAUUUUUGCAGUUUCGGAGGGCGGCCAUUGUCAUCCAGUGUGCCUUCAGGCGCUUGAAAGCGAAGCGGGAGUUGAAGGCUCUCAAGAUUGAAGCCCGUUCUGCUGAGCACCUGAAACGAUUGAAUGUGGGAAUGGAGAACAAAGUGGUCCAGCUACAGAGGAAGAUUGAUGAUCAGAACAAAGAAUUCAAGAACUUGACAGAGCAGCUCUCCACAGUGACCUCUGCCCACAACAUGGAGGUGGAGAAGCUGAAGAAGGAGCUGAUAAGAUACCAGCAGAGCCAAGAUGGAGACGACAGCCAGCGACUGAGCCUCCAGGAAGAGAUUGAGAGCCUCCGGGCAGAGUUACAGAAAGCCCACUCAGAGAGGAAAAUCCUCGAAGACAUCCACAGCCAGGAGAAAGAUGAGCUGACAAAGCGCGUAUUGGACUUGGAACAAGAGAAUGCACUUUUGAAAGAUGAAAAAGAAAUGCUUAACAACCAGAUCUUGUGCCAAUCUAAAGAUGAAUUUGCAAAAAAUUCAGUAAAGGAGACUCUCCUAAUGAAGAAGGAGCUGGAAGAGGAACGGUCACGAUACCAAAACCUCGUGAAGGAGUAUUCCCGACUGGAGCAAAGCUAUGACAACCUUAGGGAUGAGAUGACUAUCAUAAGGCAAACCCCAGGUCAUAGGCGAAACCCUUCAAACCAGAGUAGUUUAGAAUCUGACUCGAAUUAUCCAUCAGUUUCCACAUCUGAGAUUGGAGAUACUGAAGAUGCAAUCCAACAAGUGGAGGAAAUGGGCCUGGAGAAGGCAGCUAUGGAUAUGUCUGUCUUUCUGAAGCUGCAGAAGAGAGUUCGGGAGCUGGAGCAGGAAAGAAAGAAAUUGCAAACUCAAUUGGAAAAGAAAGAACAACAAGAAAGCAAGAAAGUCCAGGUAGUUGAAGCAAAUAAUGGAAUAGAUGCAGACCAAGAUGCAGAUCUGGCCUACAACAGCCUGAAGAGACAAGAACUUGAGUCAGAAAACAAAAAGCUGAAGAAUGAGCUGAAUGAGCUGAGAAAGGCAGUGGCCGACCAGGCCAUGCAGAACAACUCGACCCAUGAUGUCCAGGACAGCUAUACCCUUCUGCUGAACCAGCUCAAGUCAGCCAAUGAGGAGCUGGAGGUUCGCAAGGAGGAGGUGCUCAUUCUCAGGACCCAGAUUGUGAGCGCUGACCAGAGGAAGCAUACUGGCAGGGGCAUGGAGCCAAACAUUAAUGCCCGAACCAGUUGGCCCAACAGUGAAAAGCAUGUGGACCAGGAAGAUGCCAUUGAAGCCUAUCAUGGGGUCUGUCAGACAAAUAGCAAGACUGAGGACUGGGGAUAUUUGAAUGAAGAUGGAGAACUCGGCUUAGCCUACCAAGGCCUAAAGCAAGUUGCCAGGUUGCUGGAAGCGCAGCUGCAGGCCCAGAGUCGAGAGCACGAAGAAGAGAUGGAGUCAUUGAGGAGCCAGAUUGAAACCUUGAAGGAAGAAAUGGACAAGCAGCAGCAGAGCUUCUGCCAGACGCUCCUAUUGUCUCCUGAGGCGCAGGUGGAGUUUGGAGUCCAACAAGAAAUAUCCCGACUGACUAAUGAAAACCUGGACCUCAAAGAGUUGGUAGAAAAACUGGAAAAGAAUGAGAAGAAACUGAAAAAACAAUUGAAGAUUUAUAUGAAGAAAGUCCAGGAUCUAGAAGCUGCCCAAGCAUUAGCACAGAGUGAGAGGAAGCGGCAUGAACUUACCAGACAGGUCACAGUCCAAAGGAAGGAGAAGGAUUUCCAGGGAAUGCUGGAGUACUGCAAAGAAGAUGAGCCCCUUCUCAUUCGGAAUCUGGUGACAGAUCUGAAACCUCAGACUCUGUCAGGCACAGUUCCAUGUCUUCCUGCUUACAUCCUCUACAUGUGUAUCAGACAUGCAGAUUAUGUCAAUGAUGACCUUAAAGUUCAUUCCCUGCUCACCUCAACCAUCAAUGGCAUCAAGAAAGUACUAAAGAAGCACAAUGAUGAUUUCGAGAUGACAUCCUUUUGGUUAUCCAAUACAUGCCGCCUUCUUCAUUGCUUGAAGCAGUACAGUGGGGAUGAGGGAUUCAUGACCCAGAAUACCCCCAAACAGAAUGAACACUGUCUUAAAAAUUUUGACCUCACUGAAUACCGCCAAGUCUUAAGCGAUCUCUCCAUCCAGAUUUACCAGCAGCUCAUUAAGAUCGCAGAGGGCAUGUUACAACCGAUGAUAGUGUCCGCCAUGUUGGAAAAUGAAAGCAUUCAGGGUUUGUCUGGAGUGAAACCAACAGGCUACAGGAAACGAUCUUCCAGCAUGGUAGAUGGGGACAAUUCCUACAGCCUCGAUGCCAUCAUACGCCAGAUGAAUUCCUUUCACAGUGUGAUGUGCGAUCAGGGCCUUGAUCCUGAGAUCAUACAGCAGGUGUUUAAGCAGCUCUUCUACAUGAUCAAUGCUGUAGCCCUCAACAACCUCCUGCUCAGGAAGGAUGUCUGUUCUUGGAGCACAGGCAUGCAACUCCGGUAUAAUAUAAGCCAGCUUGAGGAGUGGCUUCGUGGGAAGAAUCUCCACCAGAGUGGAGCAGCAGAGACAAUGGAGCCUCUGAUCCAUGCAGCACAGCUCCUGCAGUUAAAAAAGAAAACUCCUGAAGAUGCUGAAGCCAUUUGCACCUUAUGUACCUCCCUCAGUACACAGCAGAUUGUCAAAAUCCUCAAUCUUUAUACGCCCCUGAAUGAAUUUGAGGAACGAGUGACAGUAGCCUUCAUAAGAACAAUUCAGGCACAACUACAAGAUCGAAAUGACCCUCAGCAGCUGCUAUUAGACUUCAAGCACAUGUUCCCUGUCUUAUUCCCAUUUAACCCAUCCUCCCUGACCAUGGACUCGAUUCACAUCCCUGCAGCUCUCAAUCUGGAGUUCCUCAAUGAAGUGUGAAGACUUGGCUUCAGACCCAAUUGUGACAGUAUGAAGAAGGAUAUUGCCAGGACCGGAAAAAGUUUGUUAACCCAGAGAGAAGUGGCCCCUCUUCCUGAUUUUUAACAGGGAAGUUUAAAUUAUUUCACAAAUUACCAGUUACAUGACCCAAUUAUUCUUAACUGUAGUUUCCCUUGAGAGUUCACAACAAAGAACUCAUAGGACCUAGAAACAGAUACAUACCUCUUUCCUUAGCAUUUCUCCCUAGCAAAUACUUCCUUCUUUCCUUCCUGGCCUCUGUUAUCACCCUCAUCCAUGUGGUUUUAGAACAGCAGAACACUCCCCUCUUGUUAUGAUGACAAAGAUUUCAAAUUUAAUCCUCUGUUUAUAUGACCACCUUUACUUCCACAACAAAUAUUUGUAACUUAUUUUGGGGUAUCUCUGAACCAGGGCCCCACUUGCUCUGUCUUGUGCCUUUGAGCUUUGGCUAGCUCAAAAGUACAAGUGGCAUCUUCCUUUCCAUGCUUCCCUUAAGCUUCUUUCUUUUAAGCUUCAUUCACCAGAUAGGGAAAAAUUUUGAUUUUCUAAAGAAAAAGGUGUCUAUAAAGGCAAUUACUGCCAACUGUCCCUAACUAGCUUCUUUCUACCUUCAGUUUCCCUAGACUGUUGCCUAUUUUUCAGGGGUCCUUAGUUAAUCAUAAAAACAACAAAAAUUUAUGGUAGGUAAUGCUUAGCCAUUAGAAUAAAACAGAAAUUUAUCUACUGAAGUUUUUUUUUUUUUUCCUUCAUAGAUAUUCUAAUUAAUCACAGAAUUCAUUCUUAUUUUUUUCCUAAGGGAUUACAGCUGGAGCUGUAAUUUAAUUUAUGUGUAUUAUAUUUUUAAAAACAUAAGAUUUUUAUAGGACAUUAGUAUAGAAAUAUAUAGAAAAUGAAUAUUUAAUGUUUAGAUCUGUAAUAUUUAACUUACCACUCAGUUUGUGCUUGGAAGGGAACUCUUUUCGUAUCUUUAAUGUAAAAAUCUUUGGUUGACUAUUUUUGCUCCCUGCAUUUAAAAAGCACACUUAAUGCAACUUUAUUCACUCACACAUCCUCAAUUCCAUGGAAAUCAGAAUGGCAUUUUGAUUUAAGAAUAUAGUUCAAUAAGAUAAUGACAAGGUUGAGAUCUAUCUUUAUUAAAAUCUCAAAUGAGCACCUUUCCCACUCUGUGCCUUCAGCCGGCUGAUUUCUCAAUUGCUAUUUUCCUGGAAUAAGCAUUAUUGUGGGAAGAAUUUUAAUGUUCUAUAUAACAUUGUGGUGGAUUUAUAUUUAUUCAGUAAGUCAUUCUGAAUUGUUUUAAAUAUUACAGAAGAAAAAAAAGAUUUACAGAUCACAUCACUUAGGUUGAUGGACUUUUUAAGUAUGUGAAGAAUGAUCCCAUUAUAUUCAGUUACUUAUAUGUACAUAGCAUUUACUUAACUAAUCCUUGCUGACACUGUUGAGGCAUCUUUUUCCUAACAUAUGCAUUCUAUCUGGGCUGCUAUAGUUGUUUGAAACAACUAGGAUGUUGCAAUACACAAAUAUACAUAAGAGUUUUUUCCCCUUUUCCUUGGGGCAUGUUAAUAAUAAUAACUCCUCUGGAGUUUCUAAUGCCAAGUUUUAAAGUUAUUUUUAAAGCACUUAGAAGUUUAGGGAAAAAAAAUCAGCUGCCACAACCAGGUCAAUCAGCACAUAUACAUUGUCUGAAUUACCCCUUUAUUUAAAAAAAGGGGGGAGGGAGUCUGUAGUUGCCUUUUCAUUUAAUAUUAAACACUAUGACAAAUUUUCCCAAUACUACUGCAACAAGAGUAUCAUAACUGAAUGACUACAUAAUGCCUGAACUAUUAAAUAGCUACUAAAAUAUGAAACACAGGGUAGGAUCCUCUAGUUGUGGUUCAUAGAAACCUUUCUCCACACCAGGUAUUAUCAAAUUAAGCCCGAUGUUAUUGCAUGUAUAGCUAAAUAUUCAUGGUUUACUUCUCUGCCAUCCUGAUGCCAUAAUUAGAUUGGGGAGGAAAAACAAAUAGACUAGAAAUUUUUUUACAAUACUAAGAGUAAUAAAAUGAUAUUGGUUUUGUUUAUUUUAAAGGUCAUUGGAUGAAAAAAAUUUUCCUACAUUCUACAAACUUUAAUACUUUUAAAUGGGAUAAAUCUGAAAUAAAAUUAAAAGUUUUCUUAAAGUGCACCUCAAACCUGGCAAGAGUUGUAACAUUUUUGCCUCCAAAUGAUGUUUAAAAGAAACAGCUUUUCUCUCUGAAGGAAUUUCAAUGAUAUUCAGGGGAUGAAUCAGAUAUCAGAAAUGAAAUACUACUGAUAAAAGAAUAUUUUUCCAUUUUGAACAAAUCUGUAAACUACACCUUUGUUUAUAGGAAAAUGCUUAUAAUAGUCGCUGUAAUAUUCAGCUGUGGAUAAAAAUUUGUGGAAAUAAAUACUUUUGAAUAAAUAUGGGUCUGCAAAUCUAAAUGAAAUCUAGAAAUCUUUGCAGCCAAAUUUGGCUGAAAAGAAAAAAAUUAACAUAUCUUCUGGGGACUAAGGGAUAGAAGACUGAAGUCAAACAUCUUAUCAAUGAUAGAUACUGCCAAUCUUUUCCUCUCCCCUAUCCCAUGCACAUGUGAACAGUAGAUCUGUGAGUUAAUUUGAUUUUUUAGGAAGAAAUAUAGAAUUGUACAAUAAUAGCUAUUUGAACUUUUUAAGCAGUGAUUCUACUACUAAGAUUACUUUAAGAAUGUUGUUCUUGGGGCAGCUAUUUGGUGCAGUGGAUGGAGCACCAG
This is a messenger RNA of Sarcophilus harrisii (Tasmanian devil), 9034 nucleotides long. It is a transcript of the gene MYO5B, whose product is annotated as myosin VB. Gene Ontology annotation, molecular function: actin filament binding; ATP binding; microfilament motor activity. The transcript is spliced from 41 exons. The record is from RefSeq and is a predicted model, not a curated record. Gene Ontology annotation, cellular component: actin cytoskeleton; cytoplasm; vesicle. Bases 711 to 6269 code for a protein of 1852 amino acids. Gene Ontology annotation, biological process: actin filament organization; vesicle transport along actin filament. Lineage: Eukaryota; Metazoa; Chordata; Mammalia; Dasyuromorphia; Dasyuridae.